GAGUGAAUGACGAAUUUGGACCCGCCAUUUUUUGAUUCACCGAAUGAUCUUCUACUGACAUCUACCCUCAAACCUUACACAAAGUUCCUGACCUUAUCUAAGCACUCCCCUUUUUCCCCCACUUAAGAAGUUUUUGCUUACCUUCUAAAAAGAGAGAGAGAAGAGAACAGAUGUCAAUAAAAACACUAUAUAAGAUAUAGCAGCAAAGUAGUGAAUUUCCAAAGACUUCACCCCCCAUCUUUGAUCUUUUGAGAAAGAAAGAAAGAAAAGAAAUAGUAAAGUCUCUCCCUCCAUUUCUCUCUCUGUCUCUCUCUCCUUGCUCGUUUUAUCAUCAUUGCACUUCUCUUUUAACAAUGUACAUAGAGAUAGCUGCGCUCUCUCUUCAACGCCACUAAGCUGACCUUUUAACACAUUAUCAUCAAUUGAUGGAGUUCGAUCUAGAAAACCCAUUAACAAACUUCAAUGACUUCUGCCCUGCUACUACUAUCCCUUCCCUCUUCCUAGUUGAAUCUGAUCAUAUGCCCACAGAGAAUUACAUAAAGACUCUCAAAGCUAGAGAUCUUGACAUUUCCCUCAGACGAGAAGUUAUCUCUUCAAUCUCGCAGUUUUCUUGCAAAUUCGAUCCCUUUCUAUCAUAUCUUGCUGUCAAUUAUCUCGAUCGAUUCUUAUCAAGCCAAGGAAUACCGCAACCUAAGACAUGGGUUUUGAGACUUGUUGCAAUCUCUUGCGUCUCUUUAGCUGCCAAGAUGAAGAAAACAGAGUUCUCUCUUGCCGACUUACAGAGCAAUGGAGGUUUCAUAUUUGACGCACAAACAGUAGAGCGAAUGGAAUACCUAAUCUUGGGAGCACUGAAAUGGCGAAUGCGUUCAAUUACUCCGUUCUCUUUCAUCUCCUUUUUCAUUUCAUCGUUCGAGCUCAAAGACCCUCCAUUAAGGCAUGCCCUCAAAACUCGAGCUGUUGAGAUCAUAUUCAAAGCUCAAAUGGAUCAUAUAAAGCUUUUAGAGUUCAAGCCAUCAAUAAUUGCUGCAUCCGCACUUCUCUCUGCCUCCCAUGAACUUUUUCCCUUGCAAUUCCCCUGCUUUAGAAAAGCAAUUUCCAGCUGUUCAUAUGUAAAUAAGGAAAACAUGUUCAAAUGCUACAAUUCGAUGCAAGAGACAGCGAAGGAGGGAUAUGAAUCAAUGUUUGAUAUGUUUAGGAGCUCCAACACGCCCGUCAACGUGCUUGACCAGAAAUUUUCAUGGUCAGAAAGUGAAACAACCAAUGGCAUCGUUACAACCGCCACCACCAUUACUCUGAGAACAGAGAGAGACAUCAAGAGAAGAAAAAGUAAUGAUUACCGGAACAAAUCAAACGGUCCACCUUUCUCAGGUCCAACACUGUUGAUGACAGUGGAUCACAAGUUUUCAUCAACGGUCCACCUCUCUUUCCAAUAACGAAACAAAAGAAAGAAAAAAAAAAAAACAAAGGAAAAUGAGAAAUGGG
This is a messenger RNA of Durio zibethinus, 1482 nucleotides long. Its product is annotated as putative cyclin-D6-1. Lineage: Eukaryota; Viridiplantae; Streptophyta; Magnoliopsida; Malvales; Malvaceae. The record is from RefSeq and is a predicted model, not a curated record.